AGCAAGCGCGCGCGCAUUUAUUAACAUAGAUUCUAGAGCUAAAUAAAAAUGGCGGACCCGAAGUACGCAAACCUUCCUGGAAUCGACACCCAGCCUGAUGUUUAUGAGACGAAUGACUUGGCAGAAGAUGAUCAGCAACGCGAAUUGGCGGAACUGAGCAGUGAAUCUGUUGAGAAGCUGUCCAUCAAUACUAAAGAAGCAUUCAACAAAUUCCAGGACAAGAUGCUUCUUUCAGGACAAGUUGAUUUUUCAGAUCGAAUCAGCCAGGCAAGGCGUACUGGGUAUGUUGCCCCUAAGAAGGAAUAUGAAAUCUUAGAAGAUGGCUAUCAGGACAAGGAAACUCCAGUUCAGAGAUUUCAGAGAUUACAACAUGAGAUCAGAGACCUAGGACAGGAGGUAGACAAACUACAGAAAACUGCCAAGGAAGAGUCUUCAGGUGUAGGGGUAUCACCAGCCACUUUGAUGCAAGAUAUCAGCGUACUACAGCAACAGCUCUAUGGACUUCAUCUGGAGAAAAUCCUGGGGAAUGAGUCUGUAAUAGAAGCUGCUGAUCCUCAGGGCUCACUUCCAAAGAAACUCUUCAAUCAGCUGGAUGCUUUCAAGAAAGAAGCCGGCCAACCUUCGACCCCUCCCAAGAAGGGAACUCAGGAGACCAAAGACGGCCAUGUGACCUACGAACUCUACUACAGACCAGAACAAAACAAGUUCACUCAAGUGUCAAAGGGAGCCGAGUUGGAGCAGAGGCUGAAUGGACUUGAGGCUAUGCUUGGUCAGGAUCCACAAAAGCUUGCUUCAUUGACAGCAGAUUCCAGUUCAAAGAGUCUAAUGGAAUCGGUCAGUCAGCUUCAAGCCAGGGUAGCCAUCUUGGACGUUGGUCAAGUAGACCACAUCGAGGCCAGGAUCCAGGGUCUACUUCAGAGGCUAGACCAGGUCUCGGAGAAGAAGUCCGCUGUGGAAGAUGCAGGCAAGGAUAGCAAGAUAUCUGCACUGUAUGAAAUGGUUCAGAAGUGGGAUAGCAUAGCAGACACCUUACCUAAGGUAGUAGACAGACUACAAGCACUCAAAGAUCUACAUGAACAAGCAUUACAGUUCAGCCAAGCUCUUAGUCAGUUAGAUAUUGCCCAGCAGCAACUCACAUCCAGUAUGGGAAGCCAAGAUACUCUACUCAAACAGCUGAAAGAGUCCUUUGCAGCCAACCUAGCCUCCAUCCAGGCCAAUUGUGAAUCAUUAGAAAGCAGGAUGAAAGGUGUCAAGAAAUAGAAUAAUAGUGAUAACAGAGCUGUAGUAGGAACACAAUCCCAACAUAACUUCCGCCCCCAUAUGAUGCAUUCCCAAAUCACCCCCCCCCCCCAACCCCUCCCCUAAAAAAAUAUUUAAAAAUAAUGAUAAUUUGCUGGAGUGGUAUUUUCUGCCCAAACCAAAUCAGGAUGCUGAAUUCACAAAGGAUGUUUAUUUUAAUCCAUGAUGAUGAUGAUGAAGUUGUGUCCAAUGGUCAAUACAAAACGUUAAUGAUCGUACGCUUUGUAAAGCUAAUUUUUGUCCACAGUGGAGCAUGGUUUAAACCAAGGUUUUAGUAAGCUUCCUUUGUGAUUUUGGGCCAUAAAUGAAUGCUAGAAAGCAGUUAGCAUUUUAAUACAGAACUGGAAAGGUACAGUAAGAUAUCUAAAUUUUGAGCAGGAGUAUUAAAGAUACAAAAACUUUGUAAAUGUACAUUGCUAUUACAGCUUGCCAUGUUGUAGAUCCAAUGUAGAACGCAUAUUUCAGGCCCUGAAGUAGCUGUCUGAAGUAAUUGUGGGCACCUGGAUGGAAUGCUCCCCAGGGAGUGGAGAUUGUGCUCACGGUGUGCAUGGGUAUAAUGCCUGAAUCUUAUGACCAGGAGAAUAUUAUCUGUAGAGCUUGUAGAAACAUUGUUGAUUAAUCAAUUGUGAUAUGAAUCCAGAAUCUCAUCAUUAAAUUGGUUAUUAAUGUACAUUUGAACUCGAUCUUGGUAUUGAGUGCCUACAGUAAGCUCUGUAUAUAAAACAAGUGUAUUAUUGUAUAGUAGCAUAGCAUAGUCUUAUUUAUAAUUUUAUUUCAUGUACAGAUUCUAAAAAAGUAAAUACAUUUCUUCUGUCUGAAUUGGCUUAUCUACUUGAUUUUCCAUUAUUCAAAAUGGAUUUUUGUUGCUUUUUUAAUUUUUUUUUUAUUGGUCCCAUUGGAGUAAAAGAAAAAUAUGAGUACAAUGGGACCUUGAUAUAAUAUAAGAAAGCUCUUUUGAAGAAGAGGAAAUUACUGUUACAUUAAAAUAUCAUUGUAGUACAGAGAAGUUUGAUCACCAACAUUCUGUAUUGUGUUUCUAAUGAGGUUCCAUUGUAGAGGGGAUUCGUUACUCUUGAAUUCUUCAUGGAUUCUGCACUAUUUCGAUGUUGGACAUAUUCUGUGUAAUAGAUAAGGUGGGAAAACGGUACAUUUGAUUCUAUAACGAAAAAGUUAAACUGCUUUCUGUGGUUUUAGAUGCCAUUGGUGCAUGUAGAGGCGUCAUGAUAUAGUGGAUACGUCGUCGGACCGUGGAUCCUAGGGGUUAAGUCCUGCAGCAGCACUAAUGUCCUUUGGCAAGACAUUUGUCACUCUCAACCAAAGUUUAAAAUUGGAACCAGUGGGAAGUAGGAAGGAUCUCCUUGAAUGCUGUGAGCACUGAAAAUUACCCUAGCAGGCAGAGCCUGCGUAGUAUUGGAGGGACUUUACCACCUUGUGUGGUGGAUAUGUGCGCUCUAUGAAUAUUGAAUAUUAUUAUUUUUGCUGUUCAGAGGAUUACUCUGUAAAGCAUAGGAACAACAAGAUGGACAUGUAUAAAUCAUGGAGUUAUAUGAGCCAAUUAUUAAUAGCUUCAUUUUUGAAUUUUACUGUAAGUGCAAUUUUCCUCUUUUUAAAUUCUUCUUUUGCUUCCUAUGAUGCGCUGCAACAUUAAAUAGAUUUGUAAAAUGUAGUGGCAUAUAACAAUGCAUAUUUCUAAUAGACGGAAUACAUAGGGCCUUGUGACACAAAGGUUUUGUAUUCAAUUGCAAAAUGGCCCUGGCUUAUCGAGAUCAUUGUUGCAUGCACAUAUUGUUAAAAAGGCUGACCAUUACUAAUCAAUCUCAAUUGUCGUUUUAUAUUUGCAAUUGAUCACAAACCUUCGAAUAUGGGGCCCUUGUAACUGAAUAUCCUGUUAUCCUGUCUGAGAUUUUUGAAACGGGGGCUUAUGAUUUAUUCUACUAAAAUGUGUACCCCAAAAUCCAUAUUUUAGGCCUCCACAAAUUUUGCCAAGUUGUAAUGUUUAAAAUACACAUGUAUAUAGAAUCUACCUAUAAAGAUCAUCAUCCUUGACAGGUCUUUUAUUUAUAGGUUUGCUCAGAGAAAGAGUUCUGGAUAUAUUGACCAUUCCUAUCUGACAUGUAAGAUGGAACAUUCAUGCUAAAAAGCUGAACAUUUGUUAAGUUCAUAAAAAAAAAAGAUAUUGUUGAUUGUUAUUGUGAAGAAAUCAUGUCUGUCAAAUGUCAAUGAUAAGAAAUAUUAAAAGAUUAAUCAAAAUUUGUGCAAACAGAA
This is a messenger RNA of Strongylocentrotus purpuratus (purple sea urchin), 3564 nucleotides long. RefSeq names its product dynactin subunit 2 (gene dctn2). Gene Ontology annotation, biological process: mitotic spindle organization. NCBI's taxonomy places the organism in Eukaryota, Metazoa, Echinodermata, Echinoidea, Camarodonta, Strongylocentrotidae. Gene Ontology annotation, cellular component: cytoplasm; centrosome; dynactin complex. The transcript is spliced from 13 exons. The record is from RefSeq and is a predicted model, not a curated record. Bases 49 to 1260 code for a protein of 403 amino acids.